Molecule: messenger RNA, 1473 nt
Organism: Colletes gigas
Lineage: Eukaryota; Metazoa; Arthropoda; Insecta; Hymenoptera; Colletidae
Product: zinc finger protein OZF-like
Exons: 1
Coding region: 27-1469 (480 amino acids)
Biological process (GO): regulation of transcription by RNA polymerase II
Molecular function (GO): RNA polymerase II cis-regulatory region sequence-specific DNA binding; DNA-binding transcription factor activity, RNA polymerase II-specific
Source: RefSeq, a predicted model, not a curated record
UUAUCGACGAAGACGAAGACCAUAGUAUGCAGAGCGAAAUUGAAAACAAAUACACUGACAGUUUAAUAUAUUUAACGAAUGAUAGCAGUAAUAAUAACGAUUUCUAUGUAAACGAAGUGAAGUAUCGUUCUUUGUCAGAUGUAGAUGAUGACUCGUUAUCGUGCAGAGUCAACAAUAAUUCGUUGAAAAUUGAAGUCAGCGAUAGUUUCGCAGCAGAUGGAAUUAAAGAAGAGUGUAUUGAUACAGUUCCGACGGUUUUAGUGCCUGUCAGGGACCCAGUGACAAGAGAAAUUAAGAGUAUAAGUGUACCAUUUGAAGUUAAAGACGAGACAGGUUUAAACAUUAUUAAAAGCAUUAUCAUACCUAUCAAGGAUGAUGACGGGUCAGUAUCUUAUUACGAUAUAAAAAACGUGGUAGUUCCAAUCCAUCCAGAGCUCGGCUUGCCACCAAAGACUAACGCGCUAUUAUCACCCAAAAAUAAAGCUAAAACAAUAAAGACAAAGAAAAGAGAUGGCAAGAAACUUAAACAGAAAAAAGCAAAGACUACAAUAGUAAAUAAGAGUAAAAAACAAAGAAGAGAAGAAGAAUCAGAGAAAAUACCAGCAACUGAUACACCGAAAGAGGAGGUGGAUGAUAUUCUACAAAAUUUACGCACCGUUUGUCCACGUUGCCAGAAGAGCUUCAAGAGCGAGAAACAGAUGCACAAACACAUAUUAAGGGACCACAGAAAACCGUUUCGUUGUCAGAGUUGUUACGAAAGUUACGAUUCGCAGAACGCUCUCGAUGCACACAUGAAGACACAUCAGAAAGACACUCACCUCGAGUGCCCUUUCUGCCAUUUGAAGUACAAACGCAUGUCCGGUUUGAGAACUCAUCAGAUACGGGUGCACAGCAGCGUGGAUCCAAAAACCAUACGCGACCGAAAUAAAGAGAAUUUCACGGCCAGUGCCGAUCUGGAGGAACGCAAACCCCAUCCUUUGUGGAUGAAGACGUUCCCUUGCCAGUAUUGCAAGAAAGUUUACCCUCAAAAGUCCUACUUGGUGGCUCAUAAACGCAUUGCCCACGGGAUACAGAAAAGGGAACCAAAGUCGUUUCAGUGCAACGUCUGCAACAAGACAUUUGUCACCGAGAGGAACCUCGUCAGCCAUGUGAAUUUGCACGCACAGAAAUUCCUGUGCGCUGAGUGCGGCAGGGAACUGGCCAGCAAAUAUAAUUUGUACCUGCACAUGCGAACGCACACCGGUGAACGGCCUUAUCAGUGCAAAAUGUGCCCCAAGUCUUUCGCCAAAUCGGUUGGGCUUAGAGUGCACGCGCUCACCCACACUGGGAGGAAACCGUACGUCUGCGAUAUUUGUGGACGCGGAUAUACCCAGCGUGGUAGCAUGAUGAUCCAUCGUCGCAAACACCCCGGGAAUCAUCCCCCAGUUCCACCCAUAUUGCUUGGGAAUGUUGUGUGCGACAGCGACUAGUGUU